AAAAAAGACAUAAUCCUCUUUCGGUUCGUACGUUGUUUUGUCAGACGUAGGACAAUACAAAAGAUACUUGACGGAUCUAAGAACUACUCUACUUUAACAUUGGGUUUUUACUUCGAUCUUAAAGCAGUUCGGUGUUGGGUAAUUAACUAUUGUCAGAGUGACAUGGCGGAUUCUUAUUGGAGGGUCACCGACGGCCGGAUACAGCCGGCUUCUCUUCCUCCGGUCGCCGGAAAACGCCCUCGGACCGAGUAUGAUGUUUCAAGUCGUCCUGAGAUGCCUGGUUAUUAUGGCCGCAAUGGUGAACAAGGAACACAACAUGCCAUUAGGGAUACGGAUCCUAUUGAGGCAUCCUAUGAACAAUACUUGCGAAGUGGGCAAACUUCCUCCUAUGCUGGUGGUGAAUCUGCGAGAUCCAUGGGUAAUGGAGUAACCAGUCAUCCUAUUGAUGAUCCGCGUGUUAUGGGUAUCAUGGGAUCAGAAGCAGUUGCUGCUAAAAGCAGGACCAUUGGGAUGGGAGGUUUUAGACCAGAAAUUCCUCUUCCUCCUAAUGCUAGCAGUACACUGUUUGUUGAAGGGUUGCCAGCUAAUUGCACCCGAAGAGAGAUGUCACAUAUAUUUCGACCAUUUGUAGGUUACAGAGAAGUUAGACUUGUGAUCAAAGACUCACGACAUCCAGGAGGCCAUCCGUUGGUUCUUUGCUUUGUUGAUUUUGUGAGUCCAGCCCAUGCAGCUACUGCAAUGGAUGCCUUACAAGGUUAUAAAUUCGACGAUCAUGACCGUGAUUCGGUCAACUUAAGGCUUCAAUAUGCUCGCAAUCCUGGUGCUAGGCCAGGUGGUGGGCAUCGCACAAGACGUUAAAUUAUGCGUCUUUACAGGACCAACUUGACUUUGGAGACUACGUACUUAGAUGUUACGCCAGCUUUUGCAGUUUUGUGUACUACACCUCUCUCUGAAAGGGUUUCAUUAGGACCGGCCUUUUCUAUUUGCAUGGGAAGAAAUGGUAGUUGGAUAUUAAUAUUUAGCUUCCCUUUCCGCGUUAAUGUUGGUGUCGGCCUUUGCUGAGGACGGGUUUUGUUAUAAAUCAUCUCCUGAUAGAUGAAGAUGAUUGUUUUAUCUGGCGGUUAGGAUGUUACCAUACUGUUGUAAUGAUAAAUGGGAGGUGCUGCCUACUAAUUUUUAGAGUUGCUUGUUUGAUCAUGUGGUAAAUUGUUCAAAUUCAUCUUCAGAUUUGCUAAACAACUUAUUAUGACAUAGCCAUUAGCCCAUUUCAGGGUUCUAUUUGAUGAGCUAUUGAUUUCUAAUUUGUUUGACGCAGAAAUGCUUAGUGUUGUGUGUCGAUAUUGGAUGCUUGAUAUUCUGGGAUUUAGCCAUUUAGGUAAUGGAAGAAAUUCGCAGGAUUAAGGGAAAAAAAUCUCCUUCCAUUUGGUAAUUUCUGUGUUAGCUUGUCUGCACUUUCCCUUGGCAUAGUUUGUUCUUGGUUUUGGUCAUAUUUUUUGCUCAUGUUAUGCGAUUUCGUAGUAGGUUUAUGACUGUGAAAACGAGGGAUCUUGACUUUUUCAAUCUUGAAUUGUCAUCAAUGCGUAUACUACAACCAUCUUUGCCCCAAUGUUGAACAAUUGUUUAUCUC
Messenger RNA from Nicotiana attenuata, 1627 nucleotides. Its product is annotated as RNA-binding protein 2-like. The record is from RefSeq and is a predicted model, not a curated record. The transcript has 7 exons. Gene Ontology annotation, molecular function: mRNA binding. The coding region runs from base 163 to 858 and encodes 231 amino acids. Lineage: Eukaryota; Viridiplantae; Streptophyta; Magnoliopsida; Solanales; Solanaceae.